AUGGAUUCAACACAUCCUCCAGAACCCCAUCCCAAUCUAGGAGAGUUCGAAGAUCCAGUCGACGGAUAUGCUGAUGAUGAUUUGUUAACUCCCGAUGAUCUAAGUGUCAAUGUCACUGGAAUGACACCAUCUCGAUCUUUUUUGGAGACGGAAGAGUUUGAAACCGAAUUGGGCGGCCUGGAUGAACCAUUCGAAGACAUUUUCAAUGAUAUAUCCGCACAUGAAAUAAUCCAAGUAAUUGCCGACGGCGAUCGAGUUGGAAGGCCCAUUGUUGUCGUCUAUGCCUAUCGUCUUCCUUCAAAUAAAGAAAUCGACCAUAGUCGUCUUCUCCAAUACUUGACACAAAUUAUAGACAAGAUUGUGGACCAAGACUACACGAUUGUAUAUUUCCACUAUGGUCUCCGGAGUCACAACAAACCGCCCGUUCGGUGGUUGUUCCAGGCUUACAAACAACUGGAUCGAAGAUUCAAAAAGAACCUGAAGGCGUUGUAUGUAGUGCAUCCGACACGAUUCAUCCGCAUUAUCUUUUCGCUGUUCAAAGGUUUCAUAUCGAGCAAAUUUGAGAACAAAUUCCACUAUGUAAUGUGUAUCGACGAACUGGAAAACGCGCUUUCUGUUUCAAGAUUAAACCUUCCAAGUCCGAUUCGUGAUCAUGAUAAAACAUUCUCAAAUCAGGUCAGCCGUCCAGAGACUCCACCCUCACAACCCCUACCAACACAACAGUUUGGAGUUCCCCUAGAAUUCAUUCUCUCGCACUGUGGUGGAAGCAUCCCUCCAAUUGUUGACCAACUCAUUGAAUUCUUGGAAACACACGCUCUCACAAUGGAAGGAGUGUUCCGGAAAAGUGCCAAUAUUGGAAGCAUCAAACGGUUACAAGAUAGAAUCAACAAAGGAGAGAAAAUUGACUUUGAAAACGAUCCAGAAUACAAAGACAAUGUGCACGUGGCUUCCCUUCAUGCAUCAGUUUUGCUGAAAACUUUCUUCCGAAGUCUAGGAGAGCCUCUUACUACCAAUAGACUUUAUCCGAAACUGGCUGCCUUAUCAGAAAUUUCGAAAGCUGAAAAGAGCGCAGCUGUCAAAGAAUUCGUGAAGCUUCUACCACGGGAUAACUACAUCCUUUUGAAAACGGUCAUCAAGUUUCUCACUAAGGUUGCUGGAAACAGCAAAGUGAAUCUAAUGACUGCCAACAACCUAAGUGUGGUUUUCGGACCAAAUUUAACAUGGCCUACUGAUCAAGAAGUUCCAAUAUCCCAACUCAAUAAUCUUAACAACUUCUGCUACAAGCUUAUUGUAGAUUAUGAUUCAGUAUUCGAUCACUAA
Caenorhabditis briggsae is the source of this 1320-nucleotide messenger RNA. It is a transcript of the gene Cbr-rga-1, whose product is annotated as Protein CBR-RGA-1. Gene Ontology annotation, cellular component: cytoplasm. Gene Ontology annotation, biological process: small GTPase-mediated signal transduction; negative regulation of endocytic recycling. Lineage: Eukaryota; Metazoa; Nematoda; Chromadorea; Rhabditida; Rhabditidae. The transcript is spliced from 8 exons. Bases 1 to 1320 code for a protein of 439 amino acids. The record is from RefSeq and is a predicted model, not a curated record. Gene Ontology annotation, molecular function: GTPase activator activity.